Capronia epimyces CBS 606.96 is the source of this 504-nucleotide messenger RNA. RefSeq lists its product as uncharacterized. Gene Ontology annotation, biological process: protein dephosphorylation. Gene Ontology annotation, molecular function: acid phosphatase activity; non-membrane spanning protein tyrosine phosphatase activity. Gene Ontology annotation, cellular component: cytoplasm. The transcript is spliced from 2 exons. NCBI's taxonomy places the organism in Eukaryota, Fungi, Ascomycota, Eurotiomycetes, Chaetothyriales, Herpotrichiellaceae. Bases 1 to 504 code for a protein of 167 amino acids. The record is from RefSeq and is a predicted model, not a curated record.
AUGGCCGAUUCAUCGGACAAGGUCUCUGUCCUUUUUGUGUGCCUGGGUAAUAUCUGCCGCUCUACGAUGGCAGAGGGUGUUUUUCGGUCGCUCGCAAAAGCCCAUCCUCAUAUCGGUGAAAUCGACUCUGCCGGCACUGGCGCCUACCACACCCUCGAUCCCCCAGACUCUCGGACAAUGGCGACCCUCCGCAAGCAUGGCAUUACAGAUUAUGAACAUAGCGCGCGGCAGGUUGACACCCAAGACUUCCAUUCUUUCGAUUACAUUCUUGCCAUGGAUACAUACAACCUGAGAGACCUGCAACGGCUACGACGCCGAGUAGAAAGCAAAGGACAAACCCCCAGGGCGAAGGUGAUGCUCUUUGGUGAAUUCGGUGGAAAGGAGAAGGCCGAGGAGGUCGUCGAUCCAUACUAUGGUGCCGACAAUGGAUUUGAGGCUGUCUACCAGCAGGUUAGUAGGUUCUCGAAGAAUUUACUUGAUCAUAUCGUUGCACAAAGAUCGUGA